AUGGCUGAGCCUGCGCAGGGCUAUUCUGGGCCGGAUGACUCGUCAUGCUACAACUGCGGUGCUAGAGGCCACUGGGCCGUUGCUUGUCCGGAACCGACAAGAAAGACUCCUGCUGGCCUUGCCAAUGCUUGGAGAAACUCUCCAAACUCCCCUCAAGGCAAUGUUCAACAUUCCCAGAGAGGCCCCAAGAGGUCAAAUAAGGGGCCCAUCAUCACAAAAUAUGCACCUCCCCCGCCACCUCCUCCGCUGCCUCAUUCAUCCAUAGGACAUGGUGCGCCGCCAUACCCACCAUCCACUGGGCCAGCAUAUCAGCAGCCGAGCCCUCAGUUUCAAAACUCUUAUCCUCAUCAUCCACCUCCUAUCCACUACUCAGCCGGCUAUGGCCCUCCGACAUAUCCACCACCGCAGUACCCCCCGCCAUCUUAUGGUGCAGCUCCUGCUGCCCCUGUGGGAUAUCCAGCUCAUCCUCCUGGGCCACCAGCACCAACACCGGCUCCAUAUCCUCCCUCCUAUGGUUCGUAUCCACCUGUUGGGCCAGCUGGCUCGCCUGGUUACCCGCCCCCGACUGCGUAUCCUCCCUCUUAUCCGCAGCCGUCAUAUGGACCGCCCCCUGUUCAUUAUCCUCCUCGUGGCGGGCCUGCACAUCAUCCUCCCCCGGCAGCAACACCUCCUAAACCACCACGUUCUUCUCAUACACACUCUUCAUUAAAAGAGCCCAUAAAUUCCUCUCUUCCACCCAAACCGCCCAAAAGCAUCCAUACGCAACAUGAACCGCAACGCGACCAUAGGAAUAAGCGAAAACACGAUCGCCAAAAUCACAAGCAUCGUGACAAUAAACGCAAGGACCAAGGUCGGCGUCGCUCUCACCAGAAGAUGCAAAACAAGGCCAAUCACUCUGGCUCGGCUACUGGAUCUUCACAAAAGGCACCGGCGCUCGUUAACAUAGAGGGCUCUAGAGAUGCUACAUUCUCAUCAGCGUCUGGCUUGGGGAAGAAUGCUGGGUUUGAAUCCGAAGUAUCAACGACUACAGCCGAGAAGCUGUCGUCUAACAAUAAAGAGGAGUCUCAUCAGGAUGACAAUCAGUCUUACCAAUCUCAUGUUGGGGAGCCUGAUGAAGAUUCUCUGGUUGCCGGAGAGGAUUUCGAGAAUCAUUCUGGAGACGAAUCCGAGAAUCCGGCUCAGGGGCUUGUAACUAAGACUGGGGCGGUGUCAGCAGGAGAUAAUGGACGUCCUUCUCAAAACCCCCAAGACAGCGGAUAUGAUAACGUCUCAACUCCAAGUAGUCAUCAUUCUGACAAGCCCCGUCUAAACGGUAAACAUAAGCGCCUAGAUGAUGAGUCAGGAGAUGAGCAGCGGCCAAAGAAGGCAAAGUCCUUGGGCUCACUGACGGAUGGCCAGAAUGGUACUAAAGAGGGCAGUCGCAAAGAAGCAUAUGAUGAUGCAAGACAAGCCCAGGGCGACAAUAGUCCACCAGAGCAAGAAGAGGAUGAUCAAACCUUGCCUCCGCUAGAAUCUCGGUCACGGUCACGGUCUCGCUCAAGGGAACAAUAUCAGAAACUAGGCUCCAAAUCCAGGAAUUCGUCGGUCUCUAGUCGAUCUUCCGACUUGAAUUCUCUCGAAGCUGAGCUUUUAGGGCGACCAGAUAAAAGAUCUUCUACAGAACCUAGUCCACGUCAACGGCGAGAUAGUUUGACAAUACCAAAGAUGCAACGACGCCGCCAACAGAAUGCAGAUUCUGCAUAUAGUCGCCGCUGGUGA
This is a messenger RNA of Trichoderma asperellum CBS 433.97, 1758 nucleotides long. RefSeq lists its product as uncharacterized. The record is from RefSeq and is a predicted model, not a curated record. Gene Ontology annotation, molecular function: zinc ion binding; nucleic acid binding. Lineage: Eukaryota; Fungi; Ascomycota; Sordariomycetes; Hypocreales; Hypocreaceae.